Molecule: messenger RNA, 10056 nt
Organism: Mugil cephalus (flathead mullet)
Lineage: Eukaryota; Metazoa; Chordata; Actinopteri; Mugiliformes; Mugilidae
Gene: kcnma1a
Product: potassium large conductance calcium-activated channel, subfamily M, alpha member 1a
Exons: 27
Coding region: 2223-5690 (1155 amino acids)
Biological process (GO): transmembrane transport; potassium ion transport
Cellular component (GO): postsynaptic membrane
Molecular function (GO): large conductance calcium-activated potassium channel activity
Source: RefSeq, a predicted model, not a curated record
GUUAUAAUUUCCAGUCUAGAAAAAAAAUGUGUUGUUGGUGUUAAAUGUAUAUAUUUAUAUGUGUGAGCCUUUCCCAGAUGAACGACCUAGAGUUCUGUAUGCUAGCGGAGUGUCUGUGUGCUUAGAACAGCGUAGCAUCAUAUAAUCUAAUCCUGGCUUGGUUUACUGCCAGUAUUAUCCCCGACGAACCGUCCCCGACCGCUGAUUGAUAAAAGGUCCUGGUGGGCCGCCCCUGUCAAAACACGUGACGCAGAGACUGUGCAAAGCCUCAAUGAAGUAAGAAUGGGCACAGACCAGGAAAAAAAAACAAAAAAAAAAACAUUUUGAAUGAGCAUCUGGUGAGAUAACACGUGUGUGCAAUGAGAAAAGGCAAGAGGCUUUAGCAUGUGUGGGGAAAGAGAUUUUCUCAAGCAUAAACACGUGGUCAGAGGACCAGAAUUUCAUUGAGAGUUUUUUUUGAACACAUGCACGCCCACACACGCGCACCCUGAAUUUGCCAGGAAAUUGCAUUGACAUUGAGUGUAUUUCUUUGCAGUUGGCAAAUGGGCGCUUAGGAGGUGGCGCCUCAGAUGUGGUGGUGUAAGCACAUAUUUGUCCCGCAAAGUGUUGAAUCGGAGGCACACAAACAACUACACAUUUACAGAUGCCAUACUGCAUAACACAAACACAGAUGCUCGCGCCAACUGAGAAAAACGCAAGUCUCCAGUGGCCUGCGUCGCUGGGUGUUUGGUGGAAGGUCCAGCAUUUUGUGAAUUCCAAAUUAACAGAGUAGUGAUUUUCUGUCUAAAAAAAAAAAAAAAAAACAUUAAAUUACUCUCAAGUCAUCAGUGCCAAUCUAUCAAAUAGACAGUAGAAGAGGGAUCAUCAUCAGAGAAGAAAAAAUUAACCUGCUUCUCAAAAUGACUUAUACGGCUGCUUUGUAUGAUACCAAUUGAGCCCAAAAACAUACAGAUGUCCUAAAUAAUCUGUCAAUUCCCCAACAUGCAAAUGUCUCUGUUUUCUGAGGUUAACCAGAACCUCAAAUUAUAUUGAAUAAUUCAUCUUCCGUAUUUUAAUUUAGCAUCUGCAAUCAUAUAGUAGUCGUCAGUUUGUCACACACCUGUGGUGAACCAGUAGUGACUGACAUCUGUGUCCUUCAUUAGAUUGCAAUAUUCCAAUCGAGGGUUUUACUUAUGAUCAAAUGUUUCCAAAUGUUUAAAGAAAAAACACAUUUCACAUGGGUUGAUGUGAGAGGCUCGUAGCCACAGUUAGGGGCAAGACGCGACGAGUUCAUUUGGGGAGACUGCCACUCACUUUUAGACUGGAUGUCCUCAGGGACGUUAUAGCACUUCACUUGUACAGCAGUUAUGUAAAGCUCGACUAAAGAGUCAUCUUGAUGGGGCUUUUUUUCUCAUCUCCAUAAAUCUGCCCAGUGUCUGUGUGAAAGGGAGGAGGGGGGGCGUUGUCAGGUUAUCUCCAAACACUGCAGAAAUUAUCAGAUGUCGCUUCCCGUUGUUGCUUCUAAUUUAGUUUGAACGUAGACAAAAGUCACACAUGGAAACACGAUAGCAUCCUGCCUAAAAGGUGUUGUUACGUAACUAAAAUGUCCCAAAGAUGAAAGUUGAUGAAGAGAGGAGCUCUGUUCUGCCGUUGAUUUUUUUUUUUUUAUUUCCCCCAUGUCAGACAGAGUUGUUCGAAAUUUCCCUGUCAAAACAGGACAUCAGUUUUUAAGUACGGAUUAUUGUUUUUGUUCUGAAUGAUUUUCAUCUCCACUAAGCCCUGGCAGGGUUCAGACUUUAGUGGAAAUAAGGUUCAACGGGGCUGUGUGUCGACGGGCACAAAGCUCCACUGCGGUAAAGCACUAAAAGGGGCAGGAGAAAGGUAAAUCUGUUUGGGUUCUGAGGAUUAGAGGCACUGUAACAAAAAUGGAAAAAAAAAACACCUAUAUUAGAGCUGACAUUCUGCUCGCAGAGACACUCUCUGACAAGAGUGUCACAGAAAAACUACUUUUCAAGCUCUUCCGCCUGCAGUGGUGAACAUUGAUUUAAUAGUAUUUUUUGAGGUGUUUGAUCUACAAGGGACGUUUAAUGUGGAUGGUGCAGUAUCAAGGAACAACAGGAGGACAAUCUUGCUUGUAGUUUUAGUAGGAUUUAUCCCUGAACUUUGGAAUACGGGAUCCUAAAAAAAAAUAAAAAAAAAAACACAUCCUGAGCAGAAAGGAAUUUCAGGAUUUAGCCCAAAACAUGAUUCCUCCUAAGCUGCUUGUGUACCGUCGCACGCACAGUGAUACCAAUUUGGAGAACCUGAAAGAGACGUGGAGGCGAAAGAAAUCCUGUGGCGAUCUUUUUCAAAAUGGAUACAGGGUGAGGCAGGGCCAUCAUGCGCAGGAGGAGAAGGAGACGCAGACUGGUGUUUACCAUUCGGUCUGGACCUGUUUGCACAUCCUCUCCAACUGGGGUUUAAGAUUCCUGAGGGCACUAAGGCUGAUACAGUUCUCAGAAAUUUUACAAUUCUUAAAUAUCUUGAAAACAAGCAAUUCCAUCAAGCUGGUGAACCUGUGUUCCAUCUUCAUAAGCACAUGGCUCACAGCUGCUGGAUUCAUACAUCUGGUGGAAAACUCAGGGGAUCCUUGGGAAAACUUCCAAAAUUCCCAGUCACUAUCCUAUUGGGAGUGUGUCUACUUGCUGAUGGUGACUAUGUCGACGGUGGGCUACGGCGACGUCUGUGCGAAAACCACCCUGGGGCGCCUCUUCAUGGUCUUCUUCAUCCUCGGCGGUUUGGCCAUGUUUGCCAGCUACGUCCCUGAAAUCAUAGAGUUAAUAGGAAACCGCAAGAAAUAUGGUGGUUCCUAUAGUGCGGUUAAUGGGAGAAAGCAUAUUGUGGUUUGUGGUCAUAUUACCCUCGAAAGUGUCUCCAACUUCCUCAAAGACUUCCUACACAAGGACAGGGAUGAUGUCAAUGUAGAAAUAGUUUUUCUCCAUAAUAUUUCCCCUAAUCUUGAGCUGGAAGCCUUGUUCAAACGUCAUUUUACUCAAGUAGAGUUCUACCAGGGAUCUGUUCUCAACCCUCACGAUCUGGCCCGAGUGAAGAUCGAGUCAGCAGAUGCCUGUUUGAUACUGGCCAACAAAUAUUGUGCAGACCCUGAUGCUGAAGAUGCCUCCAACAUCAUGAGGGUCAUUUCCAUCAAGAACUACCAUCCCAAGAUCAGAAUAAUCACGCAGAUGCUACAAUAUCACAAUAAGGCCCAUCUGCUGAACAUUCCGAGCUGGAACUGGAAGGAAGGUGACGAUGCUAUCUGCUUGGCGGAGCUGAAGGCAGGCUUCAUUGCCCAGAGCUGUCUGGCCCAGGGCCUGUCGACCAUGCUGGCCAACCUCUUCUCCAUGAGGUCCUUCAUUGAGAUUGAGGAGGACACAUGGCAGAAGUAUUACCUUGAAGGAGUGGCUAAUGAGAUGUACACAGAGUAUUUGUCCAGUGCCUUUGUAGGCCUCUCCUUCCCAACUGUCUGCGAGCUGUGUUACGUGAAGCUGAAGCUGUUGCUCAUUGCCAUUGAGUACAAGUCUGAGCAGAGAGAGAGCAGAAGCCGCAAGCGCAUCCUCAUCAACCCGGGCAACCACGUCAAGAUGCAGGAGGGAACACUGGGAUUCUUUAUCGCUAGUGAUGCCAAAGAAGUAAAGAGAGCAUUUUUCUACUGCAAAGCUUGUCACGAUGACAUCACAGACCCCAAACGGAUCAAAAAGUGCGGCUGCAAACGACUAUUGGAUGAAGUUAAACCAUCUUUUCAAAAGCGAUCAAUUAAAGCCACCGGCUGCAUCACCAACUCCAUCACCUCAAAUGCAUUCCUUCCCAACGCCCUGCACCCCAACCAGAACCACCUUGUCAGCCCGGUCACAGUCAACCUUGUUAAUAACCGUAAAGGAAGCCUGCUCCCGGUGGGGCCGGGGCCGGGGCCCGGGGCCGACCCCUUGAAAUUGCGCCUCAGUAUCUCAGGUCCAGGAGACGUGGGGUCCAGAUCCCUGGCUGCGAGUCGACUGAACCGGGCCCGCAGUCUUCCGGUGAAAUACCGCUACCACCCCAGUAAUUCCAUGCUGCUCAGUCACAGUAGGCACUUCGAAGACGAGCACCCGUCAACUCUCUCGCCCAAAAAAAAGCAGCGCAACGGAGGGAUGCGAAACUCGCCCAACUGCUCGCCCAAAAUGAUGAGUCGACACGACCCCCUUCUAAUUCCUGGAAACGAACAAAUUGAGAGCAUGGACAUGAACGUGAAGAGGUAUGACUCGACAGGGAUGUUUCACUGGUGCCCUUCAAAAGACAUCGAAAAAGUCAUCCUGACGCGCAGUGAAGCCUCCAUGACGGUGCUGAGCGGUCAUGUAGUGGUCUGUAUAUUUGGGGAUGUCACGUCCGCUUUAGUGGGGCUGCGAAACCUGGUGAUGCCUUUAAGAGCCAGCAACUUCCAUUACCACGAGCUAAAGCCUAUAGUUUUUGUGGGCUCGCUGGAAUACCUUCGGAGAGAGUGGGAAACUUUACACAACUUCCCCAAGGUCUCCAUCUUACCUGGUACGCCAUUAAGUCGGGCAGAUUUAAGGGCUGUCAACAUCAACCUCUGCGACAUGUGCGUAAUACUGUCAGCCAAUCAGAACAAUAUCGAAGAUGCCUCACUGCAGGAUAAAGAAUGCAUCUUGGCAUCACUCAACAUCAAAUCUAUGCAGUUUGAUGACAGCAUCGGGGUCUUACAGGCUAAUUCCCAAGGUUUCACGCCCCCUGGAAUGGACAGGUCAUCUCCAGACAGCAGUCCAGUACAUGGCUUUGUGCGUCAGGCUUCCGUCACCACCGGAUCCAACAUCCCCAUCAUCACAGAACUAGUGAACGACUCAAACGUUCAGUUCCUGGACCAAGAUGACGAUGACGACCCAGACACAGAGCUGUACCUCACUCAGCCCUUUGCCUGCGGCACCGCCUUCGCUGUCAGUGUACUCGACUCCCUGAUGAGCGCGACGUACUUCAAUGAUAAUAUCCUCACGUUGAUUCGGACGCUGGUCACAGGGGGAGCCACGCCAGAGCUGGAGGGCCUGCUGGCCGAGGAGAACGCGCUCAGAGGAGGCUACAGCACGCCGCAGACACUGGCCAAUAGAGACAGGUGUCGCGUCGCCCAGCUAGCUCUCUACGACGGGCCUUUUGCUGACUUGGGGGAUGGCGGUUGCUACGGGGAUUUGUUCUGUAAAGCAUUGAAGACAUACAACAUGCUGUGUUUUGGAAUCUACAGAUUAAGAGAUGCUCAUCUCGGUUCACCGAGCCAGUGCACAAAACGAUACGUGAUCACAAACCCCCCGUACGAGUUCGAGCUGGUGCCCACAGACCUGAUCUUCUGCCUCAUGCAGUUCGACCACAACGCUGGCCAGUCCCGGACAAGCUUAUCCCACUCCUCCCACUCCUCCCAUUCCUCCAGCAAAAAGAGCUCCUCCGUGCACUCCAUCCCCCCCUCCAACCGGCAGAACCGCAGCAGCAAGACCCGGGAGGCGCGCGACAAACAGAAUGCAACAAGGAUGAAUAGAAUGGGCCAAGAAAAGAAAUGGUUUACAGAUGAACCAGAAAAUGCCUACCCACGGAACAUUCAGAUCAAGCCCAUGAGCACUCACAUGGCCAACCAAGUCAACCAAUACAAAUCCACAAGUAGUCUGAUUCCACCGAUCAGAGAAGUUGAAGACGAAUGCUGAACACCAGGUUUUCUCGCUGACUCAUCUGUGCGGUCUUUCGAAAGAGACGAGAAGAGGUCGCUAGUGGAGGAGAUGGUGGUGGUGGUGAUGAUGAUGAUGAUGAUGAUAACGACAGGGGUGUUGAAGACUGACACACUUCUCUUCACUCAUUCUUCUAAUCAAGGGUUGGACAGGAACCCAGACUGGAAGGGACUUCCUAUGUGUAUACCUUUAAUGUUACUUCCAUGCUCUUGGACAUUGUUUUAUUUAUUAAUGUAUCCAUAGAGAUGUACAUAAUGACAAUCAAAUAAGGAUUGUACAGCCCCUCCCCCUUAGCACUUUUUGGAAUUAUUUUAAGAGUUGAGAGGAAAAAAAAAGAGUACUUCCUGUAAUUCUUUGCAAUAGUUCACCUCUUCAUGUGACCAGACUCAAUGGCUGAAGGUGACUGGUUGUUGGAGGAUGAGGGUUGCAGCGAUAAACUGAUCAUAUCAUCUCCCAAAGAUUCACCCAGAUGCGUCACAUCAAAGCAGCUGGGCCCAUCAGCGUCAUAUCUCCUGUCUGCUUCUGUUCUAUUUGCACUAAAACUGAACAAGUUUCUUUUGACAGAACAACUGGAUACAUCAACCCCCUGCACCCUGAUAAAAUGUUUCUAAGAAGAUGGCACAGGGAAGAAAGGAAGGAAGGAAAGAAGGAAGGAAGGAAGGAAGGAAGGAAGGAAGGAAGGAAGAGCUGCUCAGCUUCGAGGGUGUACUAAUCUUGUUUGUUAUACAUCACGUCAUUGCUUAAGGUUCCUCACCUCGACUCCUCGUGUUGAGUGAGCGCAUUCCACGCUUGCGGAACAAAAAUCAUCUUGCAAAACAGUAACCUAAGCACUCAGAGAAAAAAAAAAGGUGCAGCGUUGGUGUAUGCUGGCUAAAGUUCUUCUGCUGACACAUCAGAUACAAAGGCUGUGACUCCGUUUCAAGCUCGCAUGAUAUGUGCCUGAGCUCCUCUUUGUAACAGCUUCAUGCAUUCAGGAGUGUUAAUGCACACACGGUGCGUAGGUGUGUGCCCAUCGCCGCCACUUGUCCUCCUGGUGUUGCGCUUAUCCGUGCCGUCACCUGUGCUCCUCCCCGUUGAUUUGAAGGCAUGUGAGAUCUUAGCUCUAAAAAUAAAAGUUAUGGUAGAAACAAACAGUAGUUGAGCCUAAAGGAUUUGGAUCUACCAACAAAGACGUUAUGUUGCAUCCCCAACCGAACCAAAACCCCAACUAUGAUUGAGCGGACCUAACCCGAACAGCAGCUGCGUGCUCACCCUAAAUGCAGAAUUGGGAUCACAAAGAAGAAGAGUGGUGUAUUUUCUGAAUGUUUUGUUACAUGAAGCCCGUGCGUGAGGAAAGGAAUGCCACAUAUUGCGUAAAAGUGGGCAUCAAUGGGCCCUCCUUUGAUCAAAGCGACUGCCUGGCACACGGUUGGCACAGAGGCAGUAAAGAGCUUGGAUGUUCUCUGUUGCCAGCCCAGAUGUCACAUGCCUCAAAACUCUCUUGAGUUAAGCUGCUGUGUUCGGUCCUCUAAAUUGGGGAGAAGCUCAAGCAUAGUUGGUGGAAAUGCAACAACGCCGCGGACUGCUGAUAGUUACACUGAAGAGAACCUCGCGUUCCUCAUGCUGGCCUGUGUGAGAGUGUAUAUCGCACGUCCAGGUCCUCGUAGAUCCAAAUCCAGCUGUGAAAAGGGUGUAAGAUUGAACUGGUAGCCUUGUACUCCUAAUAAUGAAGUUAAUACGAAUAUGUACGUGGAUUAAUACAUUCAAGCAUAUUUAUUUUCUAUCCAUGAACAUAAUCGAUUUGUACUUAUUUUUCUAGCCAAGAACCAAGUGAAACGUACUUUUGAGAUAAAGGGUCACUAUCUUUAAUUACAAGUACAUAUCAAAAGACUUUGUGUUUGACUAUAUCACUAUUUAUUUCACAUUGUGUCGGAACAAAAGAUUAUUUUUUUAUCCCUCUGCCCCCCCGCCGCCCCCGCAUUUAACACACUGCAUCACUCUGGAGCUAAUAAAGCUUAGACUAGCUUGCAUUGUGAAACCACCAUCUUCAGCCCGGCAGCUCGGCUCUGUUGAGUGCUUGUAGAAAACAAAUUGAAGGCUCACGUGCAGCCACCUUUAGUUGCAGGAUGCAGCAUCUCUACUAAAUAAUAUGUCAUAAUGCAAAGCAUCCCAUGCUGAGAACAUGCAUAUGGAAAGACAGGGGUGAAGGAACUUUGCAUUGGGGUGGAGGGGUGAUAAUGACAAGAUGCAUAUAGAGUCGCCCCCACUAUGUGCAGGCCAGAAUAGAAGGACCUUUAUCACAUGUGUUUGACCUAAAUUAGGUCUCUAGUGCAGAGGAAGGGUGUGUACACCACAGCAGUGUGCUGGUGGUUUCAGUCAUGACAAGGAGACGCUGUCUGUUUGUUGCAGUGAUCCUUCUCUAGAGAGUGUAAAGGGGAAAAAAAAAAAUAUGAUUCUAAAAAUAGAAAACAAUUUUGGAAUAUGGAAUAGAUGAUAUUGUGCUAAAUAUGUUUGUGUAAACUCAACCCGUUAUAUAGACCACGUUUCUUUCUCGAACAAAAUGAUCUGAGCUUCAAUGUCCGUCUAUUGGGUGUGGUGCAACUUAUACUGAAGCCUCAUUACACAUUGUCCUGAAGUGAACUUUUGAACUGUGAUUACAUCGUCGUCACACAUUGUAGCAAAUAGAUUUCUUUUCAGAAAAAGAAAAAAAAAAUAUGUGAGUAAAAUGUUUGUAUAAUUGGGCUGUUAAUGGCACACUUGCCAGCCUGAACAAUAAGGAAUUAAUAAUAAUAACAAUAAUCGAUAAUGGCAAUGACUCAUUAUACAUAGAAUCGACAAACUGAUUGUUAUGUUGAGGGGGAAAAAAAGACAAAUGUGUAUCUCAAAAAUUAAAUAUCUUGGAUUCUUGUAGGAAUGCGGAGAGUAUUCAAGUACUGUAUGUGACACUAGGAAAAGUCAGGCGUAAUUUGACCUGGUUCAACAGCCAUCACUGCGAUGGAAGGUAGCACCAAUUCAGCAAUUGUUAUCAAAAGAGAGAACAUCCAUCGUUUUCCUGUUUUUAUUACGUUGUGUUAUUGCAGGGUUUACAUUCCAUUUUGUCAGCUAGUCAUUAUCUGUCACAACUGCUUCUUAUUUGUUUACAGAGUAUUUUUGAGGUACUUAAACAUAGCGUUGCUCAGAAAUAGAACGGUACAUGCUGCAAACUGGCAUUAACAUGAACUCCCAACGUAAUGCACCAUUUCUGUUCGUUAUACUUGAUUACUGUGCUUUUUCUACCUGAACCCUCCUUGUCCCGGCGACUCAUUCAGGCUGGCAUUAUCCAUAACACCGGACUGAGAUGUCUCUCCUUCCUACACCUUUUCAGAAGUCUCUAUUAGAUGUUUUAGGUCUCUGCAUUGUAUACCUCUAAAGUUUUUAGAGUGUUUUUUUUUUUUUUUUUUUGAAGUGCCAUGAAUAGUUUAGUUGAGCGAGCAUCCUUCAGUCAUUCAGGGACGCCGGCUCGCUUCGAGGGAGCUGGCGUCCCAAGUGUUUUCCACUGUGAGAGCAGUGUCUUGUACUGACAUGGAGAACAUCCAAGCCAUCAAUGCCUCCAUGCCAGUAUAGUGCCAAGCAGCGCAGAAGGUCAAAAGGAGGGCCCAAUAUGAAGUCCCACUAUAGCGACAAGUGGCAUUCAGGAGGUGUGAGGGACUGCUGUAGCAGAGAUACAAGGUUAUAGGGUUACUGGUUAUCAGGGUGUGUCAUGUAGUGUAGUGUGAUAUGGAUGACUGAACGAUGCACACACAGGCACACGCCUGUAACAUCAGACGUGUUGUUUUUCCACUGAACAAAUCAAAGAUUAUGCUUCAUACGUUACUGUUACUGCAUUAUUUUUGUUAAUCUAUUUUUUUGGUUGUAAAGGAUGGAUAUAAUAACUUAUUCACUGGGAAUUGUACUAGAUAUAAUAGAAUAUAUAAUACUUAUAGGGAUGGGAGGUGGGUCUCAAGUCUUAAUAAUACAGUAAAAUUGCAUUCAGCAAUUUUUUUUUUUUAAGAAAAGUUGCAAUGUUUUCUCUUUUAUUUUAUUUUUUUUUGCUGCCUAUCAGUUCAGGAUGAAUUCAGGAUAUUGCUCUUGCGUAUCACAGAUGGAAUUUGUUGGCACAUCGUAAUUGCAGCAAACAGGAGUUUGACGUUGCCGUCUGAAUAGCUUGGAUGUGUUCAAGACAUGAUGGAUGACUGGAUUAUUUGAUGGUGCUGAGUUGAUCUACCUGACUCUGUCAAAUAUAAUCUGCUGAUAAAUAUACUGUCUUGUACAAAAAGUUUGUACAUAGAUUGUACAUGGUUUCUUUUUGUAUUUUCUCAAAUUAAAAUGGAUGUAUUUGUGUUCUAAA